AUGGACGUGGUCGAUGAAACGGAGGCUUUACAGAGGUUCUUUGAAGGUCAUGAUAUUAACAGCUCUUUGGAGCCAACCAACAUCGACACCAGUAUCUUGGAGGAAUACAUCAGCAAAGAGGACGACAGCACUGAUAUCUGUUUUUCCGAAGUCCACAGCGGCCCAGGGCCUAGCUACUCCUCCCCCCAGGCCAUAGCGUCCUCCUCUGGGGGGGUGGUGUGUGGCUUGAGCCCCCCUAUCUCCCAGCGCCAGGGCAGUACUCAGGCUGUUCCCACACCGUGCCAGAACCCCUAUCCCCUGCCACCCCCACUCAGUCUUCUCAGACACAACCAUCCUUGCCAGAGCCACCACCAUCACCAGCCAGUCCCACAGCCCCACAUCAAACCUGAGCACUGCGCUCACUACACAGCUGGAACAUUACCUGAGUCUCCACCAGACUCUAGCUCAGAGCCCUACUCCCCCCAGCAAGUGAAUGACUCUCACAUGCUUCGGACCAUGACGCCUGAGAAUAUGUGUCACAUGACCACUCCACCACCCCUGCCACCCCACAGCCACUAUCCCAACAUACAUCGGGACAUGUACCUGAAACCGGAGCCCAUGAUUUCGCAGUACCCGAUUGGUCCAGCCAGCAGUGGGGGCGGUGAUCUGCAACAGGGUCAGAUGCUCCAUCAACUGCUACAGCAUCCACAAGGACAAGAUGGUAUACCUGUUCACCAAGCAAAGAAGAGAAAGCACUCAGAUUCUCCUAACAGCACCCUCAAUGCUCAGAUACUGAGCGGCAUUAUCAAGCAGGAACCAGGUUUAAUGCAGGAUGCUGAGAACUCGUAUUUGGACCCAAACUACCAGUGCAUAAAAUGGCAGCCGCACCAACAGAACAAAUGGACUCCAUUAUAUGAUGCCAAUGGAAAAGAACUGCCGAUGCCCACGUACAGAGUGGAUGCUGACAAAGGUUUUAAUUUUUCUUUGGCUGAUGAUGCAUUCGUGUGUCAGAAAAAGAACCACUUCCAGGUCACUGUGUACAUUGGCAUGUUGGGUGAUCCAAAAUAUGUGAAGACCAGUGAGGGGCUGCAACCAAUUGAAUGCUUCUACCUAAAACUUAAUGGAGUCAAGCUGGAAGCCAUGAACCAGACCAUCAACGUGGAACAGUCUCAGUCUGACCGCAGCAAGAGGCCAUUUAAACCUGUACUGGUUACUUUGCCUCCAGAGCAAGUAACCAAAGUAACAGUGGGUCGGCUGCAUUUUAGUGAGACUACAGCUAAUAAUAUGAGGAAGAAGGGCAAACCAAACCCUGACCAGAGGUACUUCAUGUUGGUAGUGGCACUCCAGGCUCAAUCCCACAGUCAGAGCCAUACGGUGGCAGCUCAGGUGUCUGAGAGGAUUAUCGUCAGGGUAACCGCUGCGUCUAAUCCAGGUCAAUUUGAGAGUGACAGUGAGGUGUUGUGGCAGAGAGGUCAGUUGCCUGAUUCAGUGUACCAUCAUGGCCGAGUGGGCAUCAACACUGAUCGACCUGACGAGGCUUUGGUUGUCCAUGGCAACCUGAAGGUCAUGGGUUCCCUGGUACAUCCAUCUGACAUUCGCGCCAAGGAGAAUGUGAAAGAGGUGGACACCACAGACAACCUAAAGCGAAUCUCUCAGAUGCGGCUGGUGCAUUACCAAUAUAAGCCUGAGUUCGCUGCCACUGUGGGCAUUGAGAACACUGCAGAGACCGGUGUCAUAGCGCAGGAGGUCCAGCAGAUCCUUCCAGAAGCUGUGAAAGAUGGCGGAGAUGUAGUUUGUGCAAAUGGAGAGACCAUCCCUAAUUUACUGGUAGUCAACAAGGAUCGCAUUUUUAUGGAGAAUGUCGGAGCAGUGAAAGAAUUGUGUAAACUAACAGAUAAUCUGGAAACUCGAAUCAAUGAGCUUGAACGGUGGAGUCGAAAACUUGCGAAACUACGACGUCUUGACAGCAUGAAGAGUACUGUCAGUGGGGGUACAAUAAGCCUAACAGGAAGUUACUUUAGCAGAACAGGAAGUGGUCCACUUAAGAAGAAAGCAGCCAAAACAGGCAAUAAGAGUGCAGUUCCAGACCAGGGCUGUUUGAGUCACAGGUUCCUGCAGGGUACCAUACUGGCCCUGGUCAUCAUCAUGGCCUUCAGUGUUAUCUCAAUGUCCAUUCUGUAUGUGCUAAACAUGCAUCAGCACAGCAACAUGGCUGAGGCAGAUAGUUCUAUUUCCUCCUGUGUUUUCUCCGUCUCCUGGAUGCGCUUCUUCACUGCCACUGUCACUUUCUGUCCAACCAUCUGUUUAUGGACUCGCUCUGCUCUUGGCUCAUCUAGUAAAGCAGUUUACUCACCGCCCAUCUCUACAGUCUCUUCAGACUCCACCUCGCCAACUCUGCCUAAUCGUCUUAUCUGCUGCCCACCAACAGCCACCUUGAACAACCAAUCAGUUACUGCCAGCCUGCAGCCAAGCACCAAUCAAUCCAUAUCAGACUUCAGUAGUCCUGCUCCCACCAUGGUCAGUAUAAAUAGGAAAGCGAAGUCUCGUGGGUUGGAUAAAGACAGCAGGAGUAGAAACCGGCUGAGUCACACUUCAUCCCCUCUUUCCCUCAGCAAGUCCAAGAAAACUCCUCUACCCUCAGAUAUGGACACAGGAGGCAACAGUAACCGUCUGCCUGGGCUACGCAGGCAACGCAGCACACACACUGAAGGUGGGCAUUUCCUGCCGUCCCUAAACGAACUUUACAUAGUCGAAACUAAUCAGGAAUUGAAGGCACUGAACUGUGCCUCAUUACACAGUUGCAGCUAUACUUUAUUUCUGCACAGGAGUCAAAAUUCAUCUGAGAAUCACAUCACUCUAUAUAUGAGGUUCUCUGAAAUUGUGUGGAUGUGGCAGUGUAGUGUCACUAGAGGGCGUCUUUGCCCAAACCACACUGAGACUGAUUUUUCUGAAAGCAAGGGUGCCUUCACAAAGGGGACCAGUCACUUGUGGUCCAUUCCACUGGCAUUAGUCCAAGAUUCUGUCUACCAUUUCCGGGUGUCAAGCUAUGGUGAGAUUGGCUGCUCUGGAUCUGAAGAACAGAAGAUGCAGGACACUACAGCAUUCAUUGAUUACUAUUUUCUCAUCCAAAGUAGAUGCACUUAA
Molecule: messenger RNA, 3123 nt
Organism: Neoarius graeffei (lesser salmon catfish)
Lineage: Eukaryota; Metazoa; Chordata; Actinopteri; Siluriformes; Ariidae
Gene: myrf
Product: myelin regulatory factor
Exons: 27
Coding region: 1-3123 (1040 amino acids)
Biological process (GO): protein autoprocessing; positive regulation of DNA-templated transcription; central nervous system myelin maintenance
Cellular component (GO): nucleus; endoplasmic reticulum membrane
Molecular function (GO): DNA-binding transcription factor activity; sequence-specific DNA binding
Source: RefSeq, a predicted model, not a curated record